AUGGCUGAAGGAGGGAGGCGCCCUGCUGCGCCAGACGGAGGAUGGGGCUGGAUGAUCGUUGCUGGCUGCUUCCUCACCACCAUCUGCACCCGUGCGGUCACCAGGUGUGUGUCCAUCUUCUUUGUGGAGUUUCACAUGCACUUCUCCAGCGAUUAUUCCAGAACAGCGUGGAUUCACUCUCUGGUGGACUGCACCACCAUGCUGUGUGCUCCUCUGGGCAGUUACAUAGGGAACCAUUUGUCGUGCAGAGCGGCAGUGAUGGUUGGAGGAUUGCUGUCCUCUGUUGGGCUCAUUCUCAGCUCUUUCGCCACCAGUCUGGAGUACCUCUACCUGUCUCUGGGCGUUCUCACAGGUGUGGGCUUUGCCUUCUGUUACACCCCUGUGGUCGCCAUGGUGGGCACCUACUUCAAAGCGAGGAAAGCUCUAGCUUAUGGGAUUGCCAUGUCGGGCACCGGCAUUGGGACCUUCAUCCUCGCGCCUGUGGUGCAGCUCCUCAUUGAGCUCUAUUCCUGGAGGGGGGCGCUCCUCAUUCUAGGGGGUCUUGUCUCACAUUUAUGCGUCUGUGGGGCCCUUAUGAGGCCCCUUGUCAACCCCCGGCUGAAGCAGAGCAGCAAGAGGGAGUUUGAGGUUGAGGUUGAGCUGGUAACAUCUAAAUUGCACGUGGAAUUGAACCUGGAAAAAGCUGGAGCUCCAAAAGAGAAUUCGGGAAUAUCCGAAGAAAAGGAAGGUCAUUUCUUCCCGCCGUCCACAGACGAGUGCCGCUUCCUGCUAAUGCCUGACUUUCUGCUCCUGUCCGUGUCGUUCCUGUUCCUGGCGUUCGGCUGCAGCGUGCCGUUUGUUUACCUCGUGCCAUAUUCUCUCAGCGUCGGCAUCAGUCAUCAGCAGGCAGCCCUCCUCAUGUCCGUGCUGGGAGUGAUGGGAAUUGUGGGCAACAUCACGUUUGGCUGGAUCUCCGAUAGAAAGUGUUUGAGGACGUAUCGAAUAGUGAGUUACUUGCUGGCCAUCGUGCUUGAAGGGCUGGCUUGCCUCUUUGUGCCCCUGUUGAGGAACUUUUCACUGCUAGUGGCCUUUGCCCUUUUCUACGGCUACUUUGACGGUGCCUAUGUGGCACUCCUCCCUGUGGUGACCUCUGAUACUGUAGGCCCCACCUACCUCUCCUCAGCCCUGGGCGUGGUCUUCUUCCUGCAUGCCAUUCCCUACCUCAUCAGCCCACCAAUAGCAGGUUGGUUGGUGGAUCAGACGGGCUCCUACACAGCUGCUUUCCUCCUGAGUGGAUUCUCAUUAAUCUGCAGUGCUUCGAUUCUGGCCACUGUCAGUUUGGCUCGACGCUGCAAUAGAAGGCCCUCUCAGUCUUACCUGGGAUGA
Molecule: messenger RNA, 1365 nt
Organism: Pygocentrus nattereri (red-bellied piranha)
Lineage: Eukaryota; Metazoa; Chordata; Actinopteri; Characiformes; Serrasalmidae
Gene: slc16a12a
Product: solute carrier family 16 member 12a
Exons: 7
Coding region: 1-1365 (454 amino acids)
Biological process (GO): monocarboxylic acid transport; transmembrane transport
Molecular function (GO): monocarboxylic acid transmembrane transporter activity
Source: RefSeq, a predicted model, not a curated record